Meloidogyne enterolobii is the source of this 1003-nucleotide messenger RNA. The record is from the annotation of a GenBank genome assembly. Lineage: Eukaryota; Metazoa; Nematoda; Chromadorea; Rhabditida; Meloidogynidae.
UUAUAUUGGCAGAAUGAAUUUCUCUGGUGGUCAUGGCAUGGAAGGUGAUUUGUUUGAUAUGCUUUCAAAUGGAGGUGGUAUGGGAGGUUUUAUGGGUGGAAGUGGACUUCUUGGACAAAUGUUUGGAGGUGGUUCAAGACGACGGAAGGGAGAGACAACAGUCCAACCUUUAAAUGUUACUCUUGAAGAUCUCUACAAUGGAAAGACUUCAAAGUUGCAACUCACAAAGAAGGCACUCUGCAAAACUUGUAAUGGUGUUGGUGGAAAACCUGGCUCUGUUAAGCGCUGUGAAUAUUGUCGAGGUAGUGGUCGUGUUUUUGCAACGAGACAGAUUGGGCCUGGAAUGCUUCAGCAGAUUGCAACACAAUGUGACCAUUGCAGUGGUGGAGGCGAGACCAUUGAUGAUGCCAAUCGUUGCAAGACUUGCCAAGGAAGGAAGACUGUCCAAGAGAUGAAAAUUAUUGAGGUCAAAGUCGAGCCUGGAAUGCGCGAGAAUCAGAAAAUUGUUUUCUACGGCGAGGGUGAUCAAGAACCUGGAAUUGAGCCUGGAGAUGUUGUGACUAUUUCUUUGAAACAAGCGCUCUGUGGAUUUGCAUACACAAUUAAACAUCUAAAUGGCAAAGAUAUUUUGGUCAAUACUCUCAGCGAGGAAGUUAUUAAGCCAGAGUCUGUCCGCGUAGCUUACAAUAAAGGAAUGCCAAAGCAGGGUAAACCCGGACAAUUUGGUAAUCUCUACUUUGUUUUUAAUGUCACUUUUCCGCCUACACAUUUUCUUGAGAAUGAACAGCGUUAUAAGGAGCUCGAAGCGUUGCUACCACCUCGACCUCGUAUUCCAAAAUUGUCUGCAACUGCUGAAGUUGAAGAAGUAACGCUUUCUGAGUUCGACUCUCGUCGUUAUGAACGUCACGGUGGCGGCGGGGGAUCUCGUGAGGCAUACCAUGACGAUGAAAGUGAUGAUGAUAUGCCUUCUGGAGCGCAACAUGUUCAGUGCGCACAACAAUGA